This is a messenger RNA of Corylus avellana, 533 nucleotides long. The record is from RefSeq and is a predicted model, not a curated record. Lineage: Eukaryota; Viridiplantae; Streptophyta; Magnoliopsida; Fagales; Betulaceae.
AAGAUCCUCAACUACAUUAAGUCAGGCAUUGAAAGUGGUGCUACUCUUGAAUCUGGAGGUGAUAGUGUUGGCUCCAAGGGCUAUUAUAUUCAGCCCACUGUUUUCUCAAAUGUUCAGGAUGACAUGUUGAUUGCAAAGGAUGAGAUCUUUGGCCCAGUGCAGUCCAUCUUAAAAUUCCAGACUCUUGAUGAGGUGAUUCGGAGGGCGAAUGCAAGUCGGUAUGGGCUGGCUGCCGGAGUUUUUACUAAGAACAUUAACACUGCCAACACGUUGACUCGUGCAUUGAAAGCUGGGACAAUAUGGAUUAACUGCUAUAUAGUUUUUGAUGCUGCAAUUCCUUUUGGUGGGUACAAGAUGAGUGGACAUGGAAGAGAGAAGGGCAUUUACAGCCUUAGUAACUAUUUGCAAGUUAAGGCUGUUGUUACUCCUUUGGAGAAUCCAGCAUGGUUGUAAUUUCUAUAUACAGAUCAGGUUUCAUGAGUUAAGAAUUAUAUUAUUAUUUAUGCAUGAGCAAAGAGCAUACUUUGCCUACA